ACCAGUCUGAAUAGAAAGCCAACAGACCCAAGGAGUCCUUUUGAAGAUCCGAUCGACUCUAAUCGCUUGGAGGUAAUGGAGGUUCUACAAAUCCUCCUUUUCUAUGGUACAGUGGUCAAUGCCGUUUGGCCCGAUUGUGUCGUUCACAAGAAGAACUUCGAUGGCUUGAACAAGAUCAGCGGAUAUCGUUCUUCCAAUGAGGGUUGCGCCCAUUGGUGUGGGGCUUUGGGCCCCAAAUGUGUCCGUUGGGUGUACCAGGAUUCCCCCGCCACUUGCUUCUUGAAAGCGUUUGAAGGCAAUGAAAAAGAUGAGAAUGACCCGCUGACUCAAAAUGACCAUGAGGAGUUUCAAUCCAAGUUUGGAGAUCCAUACAACCAAAGCAACCCUGAGGUGAUUGCUAGAAUUGACCUGAGACAAGAACAAAUGCUCCAAUUACACACGGGCGAUAGCACCUGUCAACCCGAUAUUGAAGUUCCGUGGCCCGACUGUUCCAUUGUUGGAGAAAAUAUUGUCGACGCAAGUGCGGCACCCAACUUUGAGAACACGAAUAUUGAAGAUUGUAGCGGUUAUUGCCAAGAUGAGCCUACAUGUCAGUUUUGGUCAUUUCAUAAGCAAGCCAUGACCUGUUGGUUACAGACCGACAAAACCACCACGGAGUCCAACGUGGACAUGACAUAUGGACCCAGGACUUGUGUGGGAAAAGUGAAUGAAAAUGCUCUGACUGGAAGUGCUACCAUUGACGGGGGUUGGACUCCAUGGAGCAUCUUAGACACGCCCUGUUUUAACAAGCGAACAGGGAGUAAAGUGGAUUGUGGAGGAGGCAUCCAAUACAGACAUCGAAGUUGCACCAACCCCGAGCCGAGAUUCGGCGGGAAAAUAUGUCCGGGAUUGAGCGACGAUGAAUUCCCCUGCAACCUCCAUAAUUGUGCUUUGCCUGAUGACUUUCUAUGGUCCGCAUGGGGAGCUCCAGACAUUUUGUGUUCCAACGGAACUCAAAAGAGGACUACCUUGUGUGGCGAUGUUCGUCGACGCCUACCCAUGGUCCCUGGACGAAAUGAAGAUGAACCACCAGUGAAUUGGCCGUCUUGCGUGGUUCCAUUCGAAAAUAAAGCUCCUGUCUUGUCGUCCACAAAUGGUGGGACCUUGGAGCAAUGUUUCAAUGGUUGCAAAGGUGACGCCACGUGCAAUCAUUGGACAUUUAACGUGGAAACAAAGAAGUGCUCUUUCCAUGACCUUCUUCAGAUUGAAUCUUACGUCGAACAGCCUACUUUCGCCACAGGAGAGAAGUUCUGCUUUGGGACUAAAGUGUACGCCCCGUAUUGUGGAGAAUUCAUGAAAAACUAUCGUGACGCUGCAGUGGCCAAGGAGGCCUUUGAAGUACCUUCCUUAGAUGCUUGUGCCGGUGAAUGCGACUUAGAUGCCAAUUGCCACUCUUGGUACCUAGAGAUCAGCCAGCUCACAGGCCUCCGAAUGUGCACCUUGAGAGGUCAGAUACCAGAUGGAUAUACCCCUGAGGACGUGACCACGGCCGAUAUGUGGGCAUUCAGCGGUCUGAAGGCAACAUGUCCUAUGGGAAAAUCUCGACCAUCUACGCCCGAGGAAGCUAUGGAGCUCAGUUACAAAGAGAUUUGUGUCGGGAAUCAAUACAAGGAGGAGACGAAAGUCAAUAAUACUUGGAAUCAAGACUACUGCGACAGUCCCUGUAAGGACAAUGGACCUUGUCCAGCCGGAGCACAGUGUUACGACCGCAGCGACACCUUACGCCCUAAGUACGAAUGCAUUUGCCAAAUGGGCAUGGUAAUGGAAGGGAACCGAUGCAUAAGUCCACCACCAUCCACGCCUACUCCUCGGCCAGUUCCAAGUUUGUCUCCGGCCAUUAAGGAUACAGUCACGGCCUUGACCCGAACUGCAUCAUUCGUGUUGAUUGGAUUCGUCACAGCCACACUGGUGCUCUUCGCAGUUCUCAAGAUCAUGGACCCAGGCCGAUUUAUCCAUAUGAACAUUGAGAUAGCUCUCCUACUGGCACACAUUUGCCUGUUGCCCACGCUCCAACAUUCGGAGACUGCGUGUCGCAAUAUAAGCAUCUUCAUUCACUUCUUUUACACAGCCGUGUUUGCCUUCUUCCUCAUGGAAGGCAUUUUCAUGUACUCCUUGGUGAGCCGUGUUGUGCCCAGAAACGGCAUGCUCUCGAAUAUGGGCAGUUUCAUGGCGGGUUGGGGCAUUGCCAUCACGGUCAUUACCUUCACCGUGUCUUUUGAAUAUGAAAACUAUGGCGGAGACUACCAGUAAAAAGACAAAAGACCUUGGAAAAAUCUUACAAAAAUCGCACGAUUCUUUUUUACUUUCAAAAUUUACAAAUUACAGUUGAUGACUCCAAAUGGACACGGGUUUGAUGUACGGAGAGUAAAUUCCAGUGGUGAUCUUGUCCAUCAUAACCUUCAUGCUGAUUGAAGCCGGAAGUAACGUGGAUGACGACACAAUGACCAAACUGACCGGUAAGUACAGGAGCAUUUGCUUUUAUCACAGGUUUGCUUCCAACAUGAAUGGCACGAGUGUUGGUUGGCUGAAUGGGAGGAAUAGGUGGUCGCUGAUUCUUACUCAAAGGCCUCCAUGUUGUAUUCCACAUCAACUUGAUUCUUGUCAGGAACAUUGCCCGUGUUUGCUUCGAGAUCCACAGUUUCUCCGGCCUUCAGUCGACGGUACAUUUUGGAAGUGGUCACCGCCUUGUUGAUGUUGGUCAUGUAGUUGGAGUAG
Tigriopus californicus is the source of this 2754-nucleotide messenger RNA. RefSeq lists its product as uncharacterized. The transcript is spliced from 8 exons. Bases 76 to 2289 code for a protein of 737 amino acids. Gene Ontology annotation, cellular component: extracellular region; membrane. Gene Ontology annotation, biological process: proteolysis; cell surface receptor signaling pathway; adenylate cyclase-activating G protein-coupled receptor signaling pathway. Gene Ontology annotation, molecular function: protein binding; G protein-coupled receptor activity. Lineage: Eukaryota; Metazoa; Arthropoda; Copepoda; Harpacticoida; Harpacticidae. The record is from RefSeq and is a predicted model, not a curated record.